AUGGCGCCUCUACCCCCAUCUCUCUUAGACUUGUACUGCUCCUACAAAGAUUCUACGAACUACGCUCUCGCUUGGAUAUGGCUUAACUGCCGAACUAGCGCUGCCGUUCCUGCAGAGGACAGCUUCAAGAACACGGCGGAGAUCAUCGAUGCCGCAAAAAGAGUCCAGGACCAGAAGAAGGAAGUCCCUCAGUCCGUCCUCACAGCGCUUUCUGAUGCUAUCAAGAACCGUAAGAAGGUCCUUGAGAUCUUUCGAGGUCUUGAGGUGUCCGCAACCUCCAAGAAUGACGCCAACAGCGAUCAAAAGCAUGCGAUAUUCAUCGAACGGUUGACCAACGUUUUUGAUAUUCUGCUUCCACUGCGGGCGGCGAAUGCAACAAACCCGCCAGCACCCCGAGAUGAAGCCCGCAUGUUGCAUACGAUCAACCGUUUUGAGAGCCUUGAACUUCUUCAAGAUAUCGAACCAGCCGAAUCCGACGUCGUGGUCGGCAACGGUCCUUCAGAGCCUCCAAAAGCCCAGAAACAGCCGGAAAUCGCCCCCAAAGACGAAGCGAGAUACGUCUAUGAAUUUCUGGACAAUCAUGACCUUGUUCAUGUUCUCGAAGACGAUGAUAUUGGAGAGUGGCUGGAGCUGACCUUCUUCAUCUAUGAGUGGGACUCUAUCUGCAAAUUUGCCAACGAUUCUUGGGUCGAAGCAGCGGAAAGCAAGAUCUCCAUCCUCAUGGCCGCCUGGGUCACGAACAUGGCCUUCAUUCAAGCUUCAGCAGUUGUCGAACGCAGGGUGCGCAGAGUCGCCAAGACCUAUGAUGAGCUUGUGGAAAAGUGGAUGUUCCACAAGGACAAGGACAUAACAAUCACCUUCCAGGACGAAGAAGGUCUGUUGGACCAGGGCAAUGGACGCUUUGCCAAUGUACAGGGUCUCUGUCAUCCUGGCGAGGUGUUGCAGUAUCGUCGCACCAAAGGCAAGUACAAGAACGUCCGCCCUGAGGCCGCCGACCGCAGAGAUCCUGCGAGUAUCAUCCAGCCGCCGUGGGCUUGGAAGCAGGCUAAAGAAGAUGCCGACAUCGUCCAUGAUGACAUGGCCUUCGACAUGUUUCAAGAGAGCACGCGCCAUCUUCUCGAGAAAGGUCGUGCUAUCUCUGAACUUGAGUCCUUCCGUGGCGGCAAGUGGGUUUGCGAGCCUCUAAUCAAGCUCUGGAAGAAGUCUCUCGAUGAACCCGAAGAGCCACUGUCUGCAAGGCUGGUGUUUGGUCUCGAGAUGCUCCUGUCGACUUUCAAGUCUUUCCUCUGGCCGGAUGUCACGACGAACAAGACCAACUGCCGCAUCGCUGCCCUCAGGUUCGCGCACGACGUCAAGGCCAGUUUGGUACAAACUCUGGACGUCCUUCUGCUAGAUACUGGCGACCACAACAAGCGGAAGGAUCACAAAGCCCGUCUCAAGUCAAUGAUCGCCAUGCUCGACAAGUUCUGUCGUGAGAAGCGGUUCGACCUGUACUAUCAGGCCCCUUGGACCGCGGGAUGUCACAUGCUCGAGUUCCACUGCCUGGCUUUCAACGAAGGAGUCGUGGUCUGCACCCAGUACGGUUACCUCAGUGCGACGUUGCACAUGUACAACGCUCUCCGCCACGUGGGCGCCUCGCCGAUCAAGCCGAUUCCCAUUCUCGAAUUUCUCUGCGAGAUCUUCAAAGAACGCUUGUUCUUCAAUGUCUUCCCCAAGAAGAACUUCAGCACACACUUCCGGAGGGCCGAGGGAUGUGGCAUUGAGAAGAGGAAAGACUUCAAGGGGGCCUACUACUCCGGCCUGAGGGACCCAUUCUCCAGGGAGUGUUACCGCAAAGACCCGAUGAAUCCCGAGAGACUGUCCCUCUUCCAUACCGGACACAUGUGGAACUUCAGACCUAAGCGUUGGAGAUUCUGGGUCGAGAUCUACGGCAAGCCAGGAUCCGGCAAGCCUUCGAUGCGUGAGGGCAAGCGAAUCGAGAAGCAGAUCAACGCUGAGCCUUCGGCCGUGCUCCUCGAGACUACCAAGAAGAAAGUGGUGCCCGAGGUGGAAGGUGAGAAGGGGGUCGCACGUUUCAAUUUCCUCGCUGCUUUUUGUCUCUGCGCGAGAAUCAUGGGACGUAUGGGUGAGGAGUUCCCAAAGUUCACACGGAGCAACAUAGAUCUGAAUGUGAAGGGGCCGGCGCUUGGGCUUGCCUAUGUGGAUUCUAUCCUGGACGAUAUCACGGCUCAGCUGUACGACGAGCAGACCGAGAAGCACAUUGACGAAUUUCGUGGAUUGGUCGAAUCCAAGAACAUUUUCGAGAAUCUGCAGGAGGACCUGGAGAUCAAGGACUACAUGUGGUCGUUUUGA
Colletotrichum karsti is the source of this 2352-nucleotide messenger RNA. RefSeq lists its product as uncharacterized. Bases 1 to 2352 code for a protein of 783 amino acids. The transcript is spliced from 3 exons. The record is from RefSeq and is a predicted model, not a curated record. Lineage: Eukaryota; Fungi; Ascomycota; Sordariomycetes; Glomerellales; Glomerellaceae.